CAAACAGGUGCACAAGGAAAAGCGGCUCAUCAUUCACUCUCGGACCGCGUCCACUUCACGAAUCACACCAGAGCAACACCUGACAUGCACAAUGCUUCCUCGAAUAAAAACCUUGCUUUUCUGUUUAUCAUGCCCUCUGCAUCCUCUGCCCUUUCCCUUUCUUCGACGAACCGAUCCUAGUACUAGUCUGCUAGAAUAAGUACACGAUCAUGUCUCUCCGCACCGAACGCUCGAGCUUCAUCUCCAACAUCGAGGUCUUCCGCCUCCCCCCCCGCUGGCUCUUCGCCCGCGUCCAAACAACCGACAACUACACAGGCUGGGGCGAAUCCACCCUCGAAGGCCACUCCGAAGCCGUCGAAGGCGCUCUCCAAGAUCUGGUCGAACGCUUCGUGGGGUGGGACGCGGACGGGAUCGAGGAUGUGUGGCAGAAUGCGUAUAGGGCGAGGUUUUAUAGGGGUGGGCCUGUGCUCAUGUCAGCCCUCUCCGGCCUCGAUAUCGCCCUCUGGGACAUCAAAGGCAAGAAACUCGACGUUCCUAUCUAUCAGCUCCUCGGUGGAAAAGUGCGCGAUCGGUUGAGGGUGUAUGGAUGGGUGGGGGGCGAUAAGCCGAGCGAUGUGUUGGAGGGCGCGAGGAGGAGGAAGGAACAGGGGUUUGGGGCUGUUAAGAUGAAUGGGACUGAAAGCUCCCCCUUCCUCGACUCCCCCGCCUCCCUGCAACCCACCGUAACCCGCAUCAAAGAAGUCAAAAGUCUCGGCCUCGACGUCGCCGUUGAUUUUCAUGGGAGGUUGCAUAAGAGUAUGGCGAAGCAGCUUGUGGGGAUGUUGGAGGGGGUUGGAUGUUUGUUUAUUGAAGAACCCCUCCUCCCAACCCACCCCCUCGAAAUCGCAGACCUCGCCCGCCAAAGCACAACACCCAUCGCGCUCGGCGAACGGCUCUUCUCCCGUUUUGAGUUCAGGCCUUAUUUUGAGAGUAGGGCGAUUGAUGUGGCGCAGCCGGAUGUCUCCCACUGCGGCGGCAUAAGCGAAUUAAAACGGAUCGCGAGCCUCGCGGAGAUAUACGACGUCGCGCUCGCGCCGCAUUGUCCGCUUGGACCUGUCGCGCUCGCGGCGUGUAUGCAGGUUGGGGUGGGGUGUUUGAAUUUUGUGAUACAGGAGAUGAGCUGGGAGAUGCAUUAUAACCAAGGCGCGGAUCUACUCACGUACCUCGUCGACCCGUCCGUGUUUGCGGUCGUGGAUGGACAUGUUGAGGCUUUGAAGGGCCCCGGCCUAGGAAUCGAGAUCAACGAGCCGCUCGUGCGCGAGACUUCGGCGAAGUAUAUGCGAGAGAAGGCGUGGAGGAAUGAGGUGUGGAGGGGGAGCGAUGGGAGUUUGAGGGAGUGGUAGAGGUUGUGAGGUGGUUGGAUGGUUUGGGGCGACGGAGUGGUAGGGUGGUUGGAAGGAGUGGUAGGGUGGUUAGAAUGGGCGGGGUAAGGGGUAAGGGGGGUGGAUGUGUGUGUCUUGAAAGAUGGUUGGUAGGAGUAGGAGUAGAAGUAGACGUUGGAGAUAUUGUGUACUUACGAUUUUGUCUAUGGUGUAGCUCGGUUGAUGAGAUCGGCGGGCUCUGGAAAAUUACGCGAG
This is a messenger RNA of Stereum hirsutum FP-91666 SS1, 1616 nucleotides long. Its product is annotated as enolase C-terminal domain-like protein. Lineage: Eukaryota; Fungi; Basidiomycota; Agaricomycetes; Russulales; Stereaceae. The transcript is spliced from 9 exons. Gene Ontology annotation, biological process: amino acid catabolic process. Bases 210 to 1382 code for a protein of 390 amino acids. The record is from RefSeq and is a predicted model, not a curated record.